GGGACCUUUUACGUGUAUUUCAUUAAGCGUAGACAAACCCAUGUCUUCUUUUCUCAUUUUUAUCUUUCACACGAUUUUUUCGGAUGCAAUGGUAUAAACUACAAGAAAAAGGAAAAAAAAAAUGAAAAUGAACAAAAACCAUUUCUUUGUUUCUCUUUCCUUCUCUCUUAUAAAACAUAUUACAUCCCUCUCUCUCUCUCUCUCUCUCUCAAACCUUUCUUUGGUAUGACUUUUGUAGGGAAUAGUUCAAAAUGUACGAAGACUCAUCAAGCGUCUCAACGGCAGAGAGUGCACUAGAAUGCCCGACAGGUACAGACACCGAGCUGAUAAGAAUCGGAGGCGCCGAGCUCUCGUUGAUUGGCCACGAUAGAAGUAUCAAUGCCAUACGCUCAGGCGAAUUCACGAUCCGGAUCAUUCGACAGUCGAUUAGCCCUCUAUCGGCGGCCAUCUGUACGGUGGGUGAACAUCAAUGGCCAAUAGCUAAGGACUCUCCGGUUCUGCGAGUCGGACCAAAGAGAUUCUGCUUCACAUUGCCGGGCUUUUUCUAUGGAUUGACAUUUUCGGAUAGCUGUUUGGAGGAUGAUUUAAAGAGAUUAAAAGGGAUUCUGAUGAUGUUUUGUUCUUAUGAAGAUAAUUCAGUGUCAGCUAGAUGGACGGUCACGAUCUACCAUUUGUACUGCCGCAUGGAUGUUGAAAGAUGGCCCUUCCUUUCAUGCCAACAUGUCACUCGUGUCGAACAUCCAAGCCUUGCAAAAUGUGUGCCACGCCAUAAAGAUCACCUAGUGGUGAAAGCGAUGUCCGAGGAUGGUCUGACUCAGUAUGCAGAUUCCAGUCUUUGCAUGCCUGGAGCUGAAACCGAAUUCUGGCAGUCGGCAUUACCAGGCAUCGAGAAUCUUAGCUACCAGAUGCUUGAGAAGAUCACCGCAGGCCAGGCAAAAUCUACAGUCUGGGCUGAGAAUUCAAACAGCAUAAGCAACAAAGUACAGAAGGCCAUCAGAAUGUCAGCAGUGGUGAAGCUGGUAUCCAAAGCUCUCCUCAAAGGAGCCAUAGAUCUCAAUCUCCAUGUCAACGUUGUGGGGCGCAUAUUAACAUCGACCAACGACAGGAAACAAUGCAGAACCUCUGCCUUUGCAAGCAUACGUGUUUUUUCCGAUCUGGUUGAUGCCGUAGAGACGGCUGGCCGUAGCAUCACAAGCAAUGCCAAACAUCGGAUUACAUGGAGUAGCGGAAGGUAUUGGAAUUUUAAUAAAUCCGGACUGACGUUGCUCCUCCGGGCAGUGGCAGCGACUGCCAUGGUUCAUGUUGUGAGGAAUUCAAUUGAGGUUGGAUCUGAGUUUAUCCGUCCUGUGACUGAUUUAACCAGUGAUUCAUGCCUGACUGAGUCGAUCUCGGUAGAGAAACCGGUGGAAGCUUGUGGAUUGUGAAUAGGGGAGGGAUUGAGAGUGGUGGUAGGGUAUACUGUCAAUAGAAAGAAUGGUUAUCCAUUUGGGUGUUUGGUGUGAAUUUCUCAGUAGUUGGGUUGAGGUUUGUUUAAACUUUUCUUUUGUAAGGCUGUUUGGUUGCACUAAAUUCAGGAUCAAUUAGAGGGCGGCACCUGUACC
Messenger RNA from Magnolia sinica, 1601 nucleotides. RefSeq lists its product as uncharacterized. Gene Ontology annotation, cellular component: plasma membrane. The record is from RefSeq and is a predicted model, not a curated record. Lineage: Eukaryota; Viridiplantae; Streptophyta; Magnoliopsida; Magnoliales; Magnoliaceae. The transcript has 3 exons. Bases 252 to 1424 code for a protein of 390 amino acids.